UGACGGGUACCGUAGGCUCAUCUCGACCUCGUGACCUCCCUAACUACUGUACGCAGCCUCUGCCCUUUUUGCGUUUGUGUUCUUUUCCUCCAUACAUGCAAAUAAACUUGUCAUUCACGUAUUUGGAUGCAUUCAAAUCAAUAUCGUUAUUUGAUGUUCUGAGAAUAUGCGCAGUGACUUCCUUUGUUGACUUAGCUGCCAGCAGCCUACACUAAUUGGUCUUAAAGACCACCAUCUGGCGCAAGUCGAAUUGUAUUCAAAUGUAAUUAUACACGUAGUGUUGUAACCCCCGGCCUAUUCAUGAGUGAACUUGCCUCGCAAAUUUUUUGUCUAUAAUGUACGUAACUGUCGUCCUCUUCUAAGGCGCCAUGUUAUCGUGAGGAAUAGUUAGCAUCGGCUUUAGCGUGCACAAAAGCAUGAUGAAAGAUCCCAAAAUUGUAACAUUUCUACAUCGGUUUGGUUUUCUUUGUGUUCUUUGUGUUUGUUUUUUGACGUUACAAUAGACGGGAACCUGUGAUUGCGAAGACCAAAAGUGGAACUUAUUGUGACAGCGGUUCACAUGUCUCUGGUUGCGCAGAACAAUACGGCUAUAAUGACAGGAAGCCAAGAUCAGUAAUAAGGGAAAUUGUAUUUGCCGGGCUUUUAAAGAGGCAAAAUCAUAGUUUGGAAACAGAUUGUGCGUGUUGGCCUUUGAGAUUGCGCACCCCUGUAGUAAUGCGUGGUGACUCACAGCGUACCUUGGGCCAAACUGUAAGGACAUUGUUAUGACAUGUCUCAACAUGCCCGUGGCCUAUCUUAUUUUAUUGUCCAAAACGAGAAAUUAAAGCAGAAAUUAUGUAAGUAAAACCCACUAACAGUAUAAAGAACACGCAAUGCAGUAGUUGUGUCGGUUUUCCAUCUUGCCACCCUUCCCUCAGACAUAUGAAGAAGCGCAAUUGUUGUCACAUGUACUCAACAGCCAGUACUUGCCAUAAAUUCCUGCAGGUCCUACGGUUUUGCUGCCACCCCCCUUGGUAGCCUCCCUGACCAAAAAUUAUUUAGCUUGGUCUAAUUUUUUAUUAUGAUAAAAAUGAGAUAUUCUUAACUGGGUUGUUUAGAUGUUCAUACUAUCUGCAUGUCUGUAUCAAGUCGACUGAAUGAGGAAGUGUCGCCACACCGCUUUUCUUUCCCUUGAGACGUUUCCGUUUUUGCAUCAAGACAGCAGAUCCACCAUUUUGUACGAAGAUUUCCGAUGGGUUUGUUUUUGGAUUGUUUUUGUUUGGGGAGUCCAUAUGUUUGUUCGUGGCCGUUCAUCCCAAAGUAACAGGAAGAGCCACGCAGGGCACACCAUGUUCCAGCACUGUAGCGCAGGCUGCAGUAAGCGGGGAUGCUGCUGUAUUAGAGCAGCUUUAGUAUUCGGGCUGGGCUGAUGGCCAGCUAGCAGCACUCGUGCUAAUAGCUAACCGGCCAUUCCGUCAUUGCAGAGCUUUCUCUCCCUCCUUCAAAAUGUGACUUAUUUUGUAAAAUUCUAACCUAAUUCUUUUCCCCCAGCACCUCACUCCUUUAAGCCUCAAGGUCAAAGAUAUGCUCUUGUGUCAGGUGUUGUGUAGUCGCCGUAAGCCAAGACAGGAUGUUGUCUUAAGAGAACCACCUGCUCAAAUGUUAAAGCGCUCUUUGUAAAGAGUUGACAUCAGCUAUUGUGCAUUUGCAACCCUCAUUCAUCCCCUGCUCAACUCACAAUUGUUAGGAAGGACGUCCAAUCAAUAUAAGAGGUUGUUGAGCAAUUAGAAAAGACCAAAUUAGACGGACUAAACAGUUUUGUUUGGUCAGGGGUCAGAGAAACUUUAAUGCCAAUCGGGAGCUAUUUCAGUUAUUAUAGUUCUCAGUUUUAAGUGCCAUGCUAAAUGUAUGGAAAAAUAAGAUACGCUUAAAAAAAAAAAAAAAACGAUAAUGAUAAAAGUUCAUAGUUCAUAUUAAAUUUGAAAAAUUCCCCUUGUGCCAAUCUUGUUUCAGACUGUAGACUGCGUCCAUAUAAGGAGAAGCUUAGCCGUUAUCUUAGUGGAACUGAAACAAGUGGGUAGAUUGUUUUUCUUUUGGAAGAAUGCACAAAAAACUUUAGUCUGAUUUUAAAACAGUUAUUUUGUGUAACAACAUUCAACUUAUAACAGUCGUAGUCCUAACAAACGUUUCAUGUCAGCUGGCAUUGGCGAUCAAGCAGGCUUCUAGCACUAGCAGCUAAUAGCAACAGGUGACUCCCGUGUCCCUUAGCAGCGAACCACUUGGCACCUAGCUUGCAGCAAACAAACAGUUUGUGCCUGGAGCAUGAUGACAUUGAUGAUUUUGUGUGACUAUUGAGGCAUAUUUUACUUUAAAAAUGCCUCAUCCUGCUCAUUUGUUUAUAACCAGUUGUCAGCUGGCGCUACCGGCAAACAAUAAAUGGCAACUCCCGUGUCUGAAGCAUAGUGGUGCUUUGAGGCAUAUUUUUUGACUAAAACCAAAUUGUCUUACUUUUGAGGCAUGUGGUACAUCUCCCGUUAUCUCUUGACUGAACUGGGAGUUAUGUCAAACGCACAAUGUAGUUUUUCUCGACACAUCGAACCAAUUAGACCACCAUCUCACUUCCUGAUUGAAACUACAUUCAGUAGAAGCGGGGUGUGGGUUGAAAAAAAAAAAAAGACUUCAUUACAGACAGCUUUUCAUCCUUUGCCCAUGACAUGUGCAUGCAAAUUCUCGUGCGCGUCCCUACAUGCACUAAUUCUGACUGAGCCAUUAAGCUUCAGAAGCCCGAGGUUUCAGUCAUUACCCCUGCUCUUUGUCACGUUGGUGCUAAAUGAGAGAAAUGUUCUUAAACUAAUGAGGGGCCCAAGCGGGGCUGCACACAGCAUACACUGUUGCCAUCAUACAGCUUUGUUGCGCCCUUCGCACACCCUUGACACAUACUCUGAAAGUGUGCGUGCGUGUGUUUGCACGUGCACAUCUACUGCUGCAUAGGCCCGAUGUGGCUCAUGUCUUCUCCAUGUGUCCGAACAAGACAAUGCAGUUGACUAUAUUGAAGAAAGGGUCUUCUGCUACGUCAAAGGUCAACCACAGUCCAUUCCAUGACAUUGGUCGACAUUUAAUUGAUUAACAAAAGUGAUUUCCCCAUCCACUCAUCUAUUUUCUAUGCUGCUUAUCCUCAUUAGGGUCAAGCAGGGCGGGGGUUGUGGUCAGCUGGAGCCUAUCCCAGAUGACUUUAGGCGAGAGGUGGGCCACACACUGGACUGGUUGCCAACCAACCCCAGGGCACAUUUUGACAAACAGCCUUUUACACUUACCGAUUGACAAGUUAGCCUUCAAUGGCUCGAACAUGCUAGCGUGAGAUGCUAACACAGCCGUCUGUCUUUACGACAGAAACAGUCAUAAUAUGUCCAAAUCAGGUCCAAUUAGUCAAUUAAUCCUAUCAAGCCCCCCCUCACCCAAAAAAAAGAAUGCAGUUCUAUGGCUUAACUUUAAGUCAUCCACAUGACUACUGGCGUUCAUCUCCUAUCAUAUCAAAACACACGCAAACCCCGGACAAAAGUACUUGAAGGUAACUCGGUAUUAAGUUCAGAUGCUUGCAUACAAUGAAGUCAUUUCGGCGUAAUCCCCUCAGUAAUCCCCAAGCAACGAAGCGUUCUGUUUCUCUUAAUUCUUAUUGCACCUCGGGUGCACACAUGCGCAACAAUUCCAACAUUCAGCUAACAACUGCUAAUAAGUUGUUUCUGACAGUUUGGCUUAUUUCAUGUCGCAGCGGGGCUUUGAAAUAUUUUGGCUUGCCGCAGCCAUAUUCACAAGCAUCAAAAGAUCAGACCGCUUCCCCUUCCUGCCCUCCUGGUAAGGCAGGCAGAGAGAAAAGACCUUUCCUUUGCCUUGUACUCUUUCCAUCUCUCCAUCAUCCCCUUCUUUCAUCUGCCUUCUCGGCUUCGGCCUUCCUUUCCCUCCUUGUUGUCGACGACGUGAUUAGGAACACAAUGAUGAGAGGUGAAAGGGGCAACUUCCCGGCAUUUUACACAGAGACGUAGAGGUCCGACAAAUGUGCUCAGUCCGCCGUUCUAAACAGCGCAAUGGCGUCUUCAGUUUACUACAGUUCUGUUUCCAAAGAAAUAAGCCAUCACUAACCUGGUAUGCUAACACAGAAGUCAUAAUUACAGUAAAUAUUUGUUUUUGCACGUCCUGAACGAACGGCGUCAGUCAGCCCAUCCUGCAUGCAAUGAACUCGUUUGUGGAGCGGCGUGAAAGAAAAUCGCGGGCACGCCCAGUCACUGCGAGACAGGCAACCAUUACCACGAUGACAUUUACCACGUUGACAUUCACACAGUCACAAAAAACACGCUGCCUUCUGUGAAGUCUGACGAGUGAACCACAACAACACCCAUGUGGUGGUAGAGCGAAAUUGGAGGGUUGGCGGUUCGAAUCCAGCUCUGUCCGAGUCACGUGUCGUCGUGUCCUUGGGCAAGACACCUUGCCUCAGGGACUACAGAUGAAAAAUAGCCCCUCGGCUAAUUCUGGUACAUCUACAGAAAUGUUCAUUUAUGUACACUGUCCCUGCCAAAUAAACAAAUCAAAACAAAAGCAAUAAAUAAAUCUGUGACACUGGAAUCAUUUCUUCUUUUACAAUUCAUUCACUUAUAGUUCAAAAAUGAAACAACUUAGGUUACACAUUACAAAUCAAGCUCCAUCUAAUGUACAAUCUUGUUUUGGAUUUUCUUGUCGUUGACCGUGCGAUAUCUACCGACCCCAAAGUCCAAUAUAGUGAGCUGGAUUUGAAAAACUAAAUACAAUGUUUGUUUUGUGUUUUCAAAAUGUGACAUUGUGACUACUGCUGGGAUUUUUUUUUUAACCAGCUUUGAUCUCAAGUCAUCCAACCAAUCUCUCUUGCUGAUAAGGGUAGUUAUUGAAUUUGGGGAAUGUAACAGAAUAAAGUAUGUCAAAAUAAAACCGAAAGCCCCGCGGUCGUGUGUUUUUUGUGACCACGCCAACAUGUGACCUCGCAUAUAGUCGCUGGUCUAGGACUGAACUGUGAGCUUUUCUUCGCGAGGUGCCUUUGCUCUGCUCUCUCAUUGUCCCGUGUAGAAUGUGGCGCCACCGACGUGUGAGCGGCACCAAUUGAGAACAUAGCAACAAUGUGGAGCGCACCAGGUCGUUUGACAGCUUCAACAUGAACACUUUGGAGAGCUCCCUGAUCGACAUCAUGCGGGCCGAGCAGGACAACCUUAAAGGUCGUCUGGGGUUUCCUCAUCCAGGCGGGGACAACCCGCUGCCCCUCAAUGGCCAUUCCUCCCUCUUUCCCAUGGAGGACGGCUUCCCUGAUGACGAGCGUGGCGAUCAGGGUCUGGCAGGCCUGGGAUCUCCACACUGCUUUCCUCACCAGAAUGGCGAACGCGUGGAACGCUACUCGCGCAAGGUCUUUGUGGGAGGAUUGCCCCCGGAUAUAGACGAAGAUGAGAUAACUGCCAGUUUCCGGCGUUUUGGUCACCUGUUUGUCGACUGGCCCCAUAAAGCCGAGAGCAAGUCUUAUUUCCCUCCAAAAGGCUACGCUUUCCUGCUCUUCCAGGACGAGAGCUCCGUGCAGGCUCUGAUCGACGCCUGCAUCGAGGAGGACGGCAAGCUGUACCUGUGCGUCUCCAGCCCCACCAUCAAAGACAAGCCGGUCCAAAUCCGCCCGUGGAACUUGAACGACAGCGAUUUUGUGAUGGACGGAUCUCAGCCUUUGGACCCCAGGAAAACUAUAUUUGUUGGAGGUGUCCCUCGCCCGCUCCGUGCAGUGGAGCUGGCCAUGAUCAUGGACCGCCUGUACGGCGGCGUCUGCUACGCCGGCAUCGACACGGAUCCUGAGCUGAAGUACCCGAAAGGAGCUGGGCGGGUCGCCUUCUCUAAUCAGCAGAGCUACAUUGCUGCUAUCAGUGCUCGCUUUGUGCAGCUGCAGCAUGGCGAAAUCGAUAAACGGGUGGAAGUGAAGCCAUACGUGCUGGACGACCAGCUGUGUGACGAGUGCCAGGGCACUCGCUGCGGCGGCAAGUUUGCGCCGUUCUUCUGCGCCAACGUCACCUGCCUGCAGUACUACUGCGAAUACUGCUGGGCAGCCAUCCACUCGCGCGCCGGCCGCGAGUUUCACAAGCCGCUGGUGAAGGAAGGCGGCGACCGGCCGCGUCACAUCUCGUUCCGCUGGAACUGAGCGGCAGUGGCGGACAGUAGGGGGAGCAGGAUGGCAAGGUAGUGCAGGAGUCGCAAAAUCAUUUAAUGAAUAAAUGCACUUUUCUGUUGCUGAUUCCUUUUUGCUCAACAUUUUUUAGUUAAUAUUUAUAUUUUCAAAAGAAAAAACUGGAUUUAUAUCAAGUAUGUCCAGCAAGGAAAUAGUGUAACCUGUUUUGUUUUAUUUUUUUAAAUGAUUGUUUGCCCCCCCCCCUCUCCCCCGAAAAAAAUAUAUAGGAAAGUUGAAGUGUGCGAUGGUACUCUGCUAAUCAAUUGGCGUGCUUUCCUUUGUGUAUAUAUAGAGAUUUUUUUUAUAUAAGCCCCCCAAACAAUUACCUUUUCAUUUGACAUUUUGUAGCAGAGCUCACUUUUGAUUUUCCCAAGACGCAAUCUGAGGCUGGAGUAAAUAUGAAUUGAAGAAGAAAAAAAAAGGUGUCGCUAAAGAAGAGUGCACUUAUUUCACAUUCUAAAAUAUACCAGUAUACACUUAGUUGAUAACCAAAGCUGUUUUAUUUGCUAGCGGCACACAACAGAGAAGCCCUGAAAGCCAAACUCUCUUUCUCUCUCUCAGAAAAAAAAGAUCUCCACACACAAUAAUUUCGAUCUCCAUCUUGACAUGCAAAAACUAAUACCUCAAACUCAGCUGCUAAUGUGCCGGAUGCAGUUUAAAAAAAAAGUCACGAACGCCUGCCCGUGUUGUUGUUUUUCCGGGCGGAGCUACGAUGUUACUCGCACACUUUUUGUACUCGCUAGCUUCGUCGUCACCUUGUUUAUUUUGUAACGGAAACCUACGCGGUCGUGAGCAGAGUGCAUUAUGGGAAUGUAUGGCAAUGGGGAGGCUCCGGGCCCCCCCUCUCUCCCCCUCCUCACUUUUCCAUCCAGAACCCAACUAUAUUAAAAGAAACAUCACAAAGCUCAGUUUUACCGCCGAAGCAGUUUAAAUAUGGCCUCCAGCUUCCCUCCAUCUAGCCAAGCUAAUCCUACUCAGCAUGUUUUGAAAGCAUAACUGAAGAUCGUCUGCGACUAUUCACACACACUUGAAAGGCGCCCCCCCCCUAAGUCCAGCAGGUUGGGGAACCAAAGACUGGCUCUGCAGUAGUGGGUCGCACUGUAGCUCAUUUCCUCUUUAGAAGCCCCCACCCCAGAGAACCAAAGAUUGGCCUUAAAAAAAAAAAGAAAACAGUAGUGCAGUAGAAGCCCAUCGGCAGCAAAUGGCGUCAUUAGAAAGACUUACUCCUUGCCCCACCGCCCCCUAAAAAUGUGCACAUUCAUUUACGCAGUGGAAAGUGAGAAUUUUUGACAAAAUCCUCCCAUUUUAGUAGUGGAGGAGUGCAGAGAAAACUUGAUUUUGCUCAUGAGUGAGGCUCCUCAUAUGGCUUUUUGCACCUGGGAUAUUUUCAAACACUUUGUGAAGAAUUUGCUGUUCAAAAUGAGAUAGUGAGAAAAUUAUUUUAAUACACGGCCUGCUGAUUUUUUUGAAACAGUGUUUUCUAGCUAAAUUAUUUUGUCAUGCACAUUUAAGCAUUUAUUAUGCACUACUUUUCUAAAUAUCCGUUCCCCCCCCUCCCCUCCUCCUUUUAGUUCCGGCAGUCAUUUUAGGCACAUUUUUCACAAAUAUGGGGAAACUCCUUUUUGCAAUACCUCAAUUUUUUCACAUUGUGAAAGGUAGCUUUUGUACUUUUGUUACUGAGAGAUCUGCAUAUAUGGAAAUGUUCAUUUUAAAGAAGAAGAGAAAAAAACCCAGAAAUGAGCGGCGCGAUUUCAAGAGAUAUAUUAUUCUUUUCAAUUAUGCUUUUUAUACAUUUCAGUGCUAAGGACUCUAUGUGCGACGUCACAUCUGCCGAGGAGAGACCAAAGUGUAUCCACUCUCUUGGUCUUCUUAGCUUUUCCUACACGCAAUGUUUCCACUCGGUGAUGACUAGUAAUUCUAAUAGCAUGGCGAGAAAUCAUUUAAAAAGACAAAAAAAAAAUUGUGAUCUUAAAACUCGUUGUUAAACGUGACCUUUGGUUUCCGCACUCGCCUUAUUUCCUCAAAUAGUGGCCGCUCUCCUGCUGAACGCUGUUGAAAGUCUUGCUAAACAAAACAGCAGCACCUACUGAGGCAUGUAAACCGUCUCAAGUACAAAAAGUAAAUAAAGAUGAGUAGUUAGUCACCUCCAUGUCCUAAUCCAUAUUUUGGUAAAUAAAGGCCGCCUCCAAGAUAUAGUUGAAUAAAGUCCCCAUAAUAGAUCUUUCUAAAUAAAAGCCUCGCCCCUAUUAGACGCAUCCCGAAAGCGACAGUGAAAUCCGGGCACAAUGUUCAACGCCUCUCCCAACCUGAAGUUGAGUAAAUGCCUCCCCACAAUCUGCACUUAAGUAAAUAAAGACCUCCCCACUAGUCGACAUCUCUUGGCCACUAUAUGAGGAAAUCUGGUCUAGGGGGAGAAUGCAAAAAGAUGAGGUUGGAGCCUCAAAGCUCAAACUCGUAUCACAAGAAUGUGUGUGGCGGCCGUGGCUCAGGCAGUAGAGCGGGUUGGUCAGAAACCGGAGGGUCGGCGGUCCGAACCCAGCUCUGUCCGAGCCACGUGUCGUUGUGUCCUUGGGCAAGACACUUCACACACCUUGCCUCAGGGACUACAGAUGACAAAUAGCCCCUUGGCUAAUUUUGGUGCAUCUACAGAAAUCUUCAUUGAUGUACAUUGUCCCUGUCAAAUAAACAAAAUAAAAGAAUGGAUGUUUGGUGUUUAGAUAUUUUAAUAUUUGAAGAAAAAAAUAUAAAUAUAUAUAUAGUAUCUAUAUUCUUGAACUUGCCAACUAGCACCUAUUGUAAUCCUUAGCAUGCAUGACGACAAAAAAAAUGCGUGGAAAUGAGGUGAAUUAGCUCGAAAAUUAACUGUUGUGGUGUGCACCAAAUGUUUCUGAACUAGACGUCGUUAAAGAGAACCCCCGACCUCAACCCCCUUCCCAUCCUUUCUGUCCUCACUCCCUUACAUAUUGGCAGACCUCAGCAGGGAUGCGCGUAACACAAAAGCGAAUAGGCGAGCGUGAACGUUCCGAACUCAAGCAUCCUACUAGAACACUGUUCAAAUGAUUAAAAAAAAAAAGUGGAUUUAAAAUUUAAAAAAAAAAUUUUAAAAAAAUGAAGACUUGACCUACAUGGAGGAAGGGGAGCUUAAAGACUUGAAUGUGGUUAAAAAGAAAAGAAUUAAAAAAAACAAUGUUGCAAGUUAACUUUCAAGUUUUAUGUGCAAUACUUCUUUUGAACCUUUUUCCAGACGAAAGACUCUUUGCAAUGUAAUUCUUUCAAAUGCCAUUUUUAAUUAUUGCAGACAUUUAAUUAAAGAAGAUGUUAAUAUGUUUUUUCAGUCAUUUUCUACUGUUUAAUGUAAUCCUUUUCAUGCUGGUGUUUGUAAAAAAAAAAAGAAAGAAAUGAAAUCCAACUAUUUGUACUAAUAUAAAUAAUUGAAGUUAUUUUUAAAACAUUUAAAAUAAGGUUUUUGUGCUCAUUUGCUUAUUUGGUUUAUUUUAAGCUACUGUGAUUGAUUGCAUUGUAAUUACUAGGUCAACAAUGUAUUUAGCUCUUUAUUGGUAUAUUUUUAAUUGGAAUGUAUAAUUGAUUUUUAUAAUUUUGAUCAGAUUUCUGUUAUAUUUUUGAGGUGAAGCUUUUAAUAUGUUAAAGUGUCUAGUUUUUACUAAUUGCUAUAUUGUGCUCCACAAUAUAUGGUUCACAUUUUCUGAAGGAAAAUAAAUAUUUAAAUAUUUGUCUGUUAAUGUUACUUAAUGGCAAGAUUUCAAUAGUUUUUAACUGUGUAUGGGAAGGUUUGUUGUAUUUAUUAAUAGCAUUUUUUUUUUUUUUACUUCAGAUACCACCUUAAUUUUUAUUGUCAUUUCACUUUAUAAGUUCCUAUUUUUGUAUUUUCCUUUCUAAUGAUUAAGUUAUGUAAUACGGAUAUGUCCAUAUUUCUAGGAGUUGGUCUGUAGAAGUGCUAGUGAAACGAAAAAGAAAAAUCUAAUGUUAUUUAAUUGUUUGCGGCCAACUAUUUAUAUAACAGUAUGCAUAAUUUUUCAAUAUUUGUAAUGUGAAAUGUUGAAUGAAAUAAAUCUUAACUGUGAUGAA
Molecule: messenger RNA, 10285 nt
Organism: Syngnathus typhle (broad-nosed pipefish)
Lineage: Eukaryota; Metazoa; Chordata; Actinopteri; Syngnathiformes; Syngnathidae
Gene: cpeb4b
Product: cytoplasmic polyadenylation element binding protein 4b
Exons: 9
Coding region: 5156-6172 (338 amino acids)
Biological process (GO): negative regulation of cytoplasmic translation
Cellular component (GO): synapse; cytoplasm; nucleus
Molecular function (GO): translation factor activity, RNA binding; mRNA 3'-UTR binding; mRNA regulatory element binding translation repressor activity
Source: RefSeq, a predicted model, not a curated record